UGGAGGAAGUUCACCAUGAAGGAGAAGAUGCUGACUGCACAGGCGCUGCUGAUGCUCCUCACACUCACAGAAAUCAACGCACAGCUCGAUGUGUGUGGUCAGGCAACGCUGAACACCAGGAUCGUGGGAGGCGUGGACGCCGCCCCGGGGGCGUGGCCCUGGCAGGCCAGUCUGCACUACAAUAACCAACACUUCUGUGGAGCCUCCCUGGUCAACGAUCUGUGGCUGCUCAGCGCCGCCCACUGUUUCCCCGGGAAUAUUUUCAACAACCAAUCGGGCCUGAUCAUUUACCUCGGCCGUCAGACGCAGGAACUGGCCAACCCCAACGAGGUGUCGCGUAACGUGUCGCAGAUCAUCAUCCAUCCCAGCUACAACACCGUCACAGGAGACAGCGACAUCGCGCUGGUGCGCUUCUCCGCCGCCGUCAACUUCACCGACUACAUCCGGCCCGUGUGCCUGGCAGGGACUGGCAGCUCCUUCAAGGUUGGACUCACCGCAUGGGUCACCGGCUGGGGAACCGUGAACGUGGGAGUGCCUCUGCCGUCCCCUCAGACGCUGCAGGAGGUGGACGUUCCCAUCGUGUCCAACUCAGUCUGUAACAACACCUACGGCUUCAUCACCGACAACAUGAUGUGUGCCGGCCUGUCCGAGGGAGGGAAAGACUUCUGUCGGGGGGACUCGGGCGGUCCGCUGGUGGUGAAGAACGGUUCGGUGUGGGUGGAGUGCGGGGUGGUGAGCGUCUCACGGGGCUGCGCCGAUGCCGAUGUCCCCGGAGUCUACACCCGGGUGUCGGAGUACGAGUCCUGGAUCAGAGGCCACAUCGGCACCAACCAGCCAGGCUUCAUCUCCGUCAGGGCGGCGGCCUCCUCCAUCGCCGGGGCCUUUCGCGUCCUCGUCCUGUCCCUUCCUCUGCUGCUCGUCCUGCAGUGAGCCGAGUGACGCCUGCGAUCAGCAGACCUCAGCCUGGGAGGCAGUUUCAUGGUUACAAUCUGAAAUCAGAACUUUUGUACAAAAUGCCUAAAACU
Molecule: messenger RNA, 1025 nt
Organism: Salarias fasciatus (jewelled blenny)
Lineage: Eukaryota; Metazoa; Chordata; Actinopteri; Blenniiformes; Blenniidae
Product: prostasin-like
Exons: 6
Coding region: 16-930 (304 amino acids)
Biological process (GO): proteolysis
Molecular function (GO): serine-type endopeptidase activity
Source: RefSeq, a predicted model, not a curated record